CCAGUCCCAACACGCCCCUCCUGACGGGACCCUCCUCAGCGGCCAGCGGCGCGGAAGUCGGGGGAUGGCCGGGCAGGGGGACUAGGGAACGCUCCGAGGCCCGGGCGACUCCCGAGACCCAGGCAGGAUCCCGUUCCUGGCUCCUCUCAGACAGCUGUGAAUGACACGAACACAGGAGUGGUAACAUUUCCUGAUGAGUGUGUUAACAUACUAAGUGGGGAGCACAGGAAUGGAGUCUGGCAUGGAGGAGAUCCCAGUUAAAGUCGCAGUUCGAAUCAGACCUCUGCUUUCCAAAGAAGUACUUCAUAACCAUCAAGUGUGUGUGAGAUUAGUCCCAAAUACACAACAGAUUAUCAUUGGGAAGGACCGUGUCUUCACUUUUGAUUUUGUAUUUGGCAAAAACUCAACCCAAGAAGAAGUUUACACUAUUUGCAUUAAGCCUCUUCUAGUGUCAUUGACUGAAGGAUACAAUGCUACAGUGUUCGCAUAUGGACAGACAGGCUCUGGGAAGACUUACACUAUUGGAGGUGGCCACAUUGCAUCAGUUGCAGAGGCUGAAGAGGGCAUAAUCCCACGGGCUAUUCAGGAAUUAUUUCAGCAUAUUUCUGAAAACCGUAACAUUGAUUUCCAUGUGAAAGUGUCUUAUAUAGAGGUUUACAAGGAAGAACUUCGAGAUUUACUGGAUUUGGAGACCUCUGUAAAAGAACUACAUAUCCGAGAAGAUGAAAAGGGAAAUACAGUGAUUGUUGGUGCUAAGGAAUUCCAAGUACAAUGUGCAGAUGAAGUUAUGAGCCUGUUGGAAAACGGCAAUGCAGCUCGUCACACAGGAACAACACAAAUGAAUGAGCACUCUAGUCGAUCUCAUGCCAUUUUUACCAUCAAUAUUUGUCAGAAAUGGUCUACAGAGUCUCACAAAAGUACUGAUGCUGCCCAGAAUUCAUCUUGGAAAUCAGCUGAGAUGAUCGCUUCGAAGUUUCAUUUUGUGGAUUUGGCAGGAUCAGAGAGGGUGACAAAGACUGGAAAUACUGGUGAACGCUUCAAAGAAUCAGUUCAGAUAAAUAGUGGUCUGUUAGCCUUGGGAAAUGUCAUCAGUGCCCUUGGAGACCCAAAAAGAAAAAGUGUACAUGUUCCAUACAGGGAUGCUAAAAUAACUCGUAUUUUGAAAGACUCACUUGGAGGAAAUGCCAGGACUGUCAUGAUAACAUGUAUAAGUCCAUCCUCAUCAGACUUUGAUGAAUCUUUAAAUUCCCUCAAAUAUGCCAACAGAGCCAAAAACAUUAGAAAUAAGCCAGUUGUAAAUUACAACCCUGAUCAAGACCGGAUUGAUGAAAUGGAACUUGAAAUCAGAUUGCUUCGAGAAGCUUUGCAGAACCAGCAAGUCAAUAAUCAGUGUUCGCAUGACUUAAAUCAAGAAAAAAAUCAUAUCAGUUCACUUGAAGAGCAGCUCACUCAGCUUCAGGUUCAAUAUUUCAGUUACAGAACUUGUGUGGAUGAAGCCUUCCCAUUUCUGGUUGAUUUGAAUGAUAAUAUUAGUUUAAAAAGAAGUCAGCGGGACAGGUUGCAGAGCUGGAUCACUAUGGUACAGGAAGUGAGGAAGGGAGAUCUCAUAAUGCAGGAAGCUGACACAGGAACUGAGACCAGCCAAAUGCCACAUCAUACCACAAUUCUUCAGCUAAAGCAGGAACUAAAGAAAUGCCAGCAGGCUCUCGUUAUGGAUGAAGAAGUAUUUACCCAGAAGAAUCAUGAACUGCAGAUAAUGCAGAAUCAGAUAAAGACAUUAUUACAGGAAAAUGAAAAACAACUGGAAUCUUUAAAGGAGGCUCAAGAAACUCAUAGAUUACAGAAUGAGAAAAUGGUGGAACAGCAAAUGCUUAUUGAUCAGCUAAAAGAGAAAUUGGAGAAAUUUACAGAUGUGAAAACUUCGGACUUCUCAAGGGCAAGCAGACCAUACAGUGUCCCACUCACAAAGAGUCUGCUACAUUCUCUUCAGCCACCUUCAGGGACAGAGAGCCAAAAGGUGUAUACAAGCUCCCCUGCCUUCUCCCUGGCCCGGGUAAUGGCAAAAUUCCGUGCUCGCAGCCAGAUGACACUGAGCCACAUAGAAGAUCAGGAUAAAGUCCUUCACUGUCAUCUCUCUGACCAAAGUGAUGAAGAGGAUGAAAAUACAGGCAGCAAAAAGAAAACCUCAUUUAAGCAUUCCAUAAACCGAACAUGGACACGAAAACAGGCUUCUUUGUGUUUUCUUCCUGAUCUAAGUGACAUGAAGUGUCAGGUAGACAAGUCUUGUUUAUCCAACAAAUCUGCUCUACACAGUGACACAACCACAGGUGAAGAGAUUGACAGCCUCCAAAAAAGUCACGUUUUUAACAUGCAGAAGUUAAAGAGUUCAGAGUUGAGAUUCACUGAGGCUGAGCAAAAAAUAAGAGAACUUGCACUUAAUAUCAAAAUGAAAGAGGAACUUAUUAAGGAAUUAGCAAGAACAGGUAAGGAUGCUCAGUCUGUAAGCAGGCAAUGUUCUUUGAAGAUAACUAAACUGGAACAAGAAUCUGAGCAGGCCAAACUGGAACUGGCUGAAACGCAAAAGCAGCUUCAGGAGCUGGAGAGUAAUAAGGAGCUGAGAGACACUCCUGAGAAAACAAAGUUACAAAAGGAAUUCCGGAAGAAGAUGGAUGCAGCUAAGUUGAAAGUGCAGGUCUUACAGAAGAUGCAGGAAGACACUAAGAAUUUGGCUUCGUUAUCUAACCAAAGUGAAAGACAGGCAACAGAACUUGAGCAGAAUGUGGCUCAGAUGAAGCAUCAGCAGACCCAGCUACAGAAGAGGUUGUGUGAGGAGAGUGAAAAAAAGAAGCAACUAGAAGCAGAGAUUCAGCGGGACCAGCAACAAGUUAAAGAGCUUCAGCUAAAGAUGGAGCAACAACAGAAGAUCCUUCAACUUAAGGAUAAAGAGAUUGCUGCGUUUAAAAAGAAGAAAAAUGAUUCAGUGGAAACUUCACAGAAGCUACAGAAAUUAGAAGAGCAAAAGAAAUGUCUGGAUGAAGAAAUUGAAAGAAUUCUCCAACAGCACCAACAGUUAGCAGAACUAGAAGAAGAUUUAAAGAAAAGAGAAGCCAUUGUAGCCAAAAAAGAAGCAUUACUGCAAGAGAAAAGCCACCUGGAAAUGAAGAAACUGAGAUCUAGCCAGGCUUUAAACAAAGAUAGUAUGAAAUUGUCUACUCGCUUAAGUAUGCUGGAUCAGGAACUGUGUGAUAAAGGUAUGCAGCUUCAGGGCAGCACCACUGAAGAUAAGACACACAUUUUGGAAAAAAUUCAAGUUCUCCAGACAGAAAGAGAUCAGCUGCUCAAAAGAAGAAAGAGUGUGGAUGAGAAACUGAAAGAUGGUAAAGUGUUGUCAACUGAGGAAGAACAUGUCCUUUUUCAGCUGGAAGAAGGAAUUGAAGCCUUGGAGGCUGCUAUUGAUUAUAAGAAUGAAUGUAUUCAGAAUCGCCAGCACUUGCUUAAGUCAUCUUCUCAGAUUCUUUCACAAAGUGAGAAUAAUGUAAUAGGAAAGCUAGUUUCCCUUUCUGCUGCUGAGCUCAGAGCUAUCAUCUUCAAAUAUUUCAAUAAGAUUGUUGGCCUACGUGAAUCUGAACGAAGAUUACAACUGCAGAUUGAAGAAAAGGAAAUGAAAGUCAGAGACCAGGAAAACUUAAUACGUGAGUUAGAAUCUGCAGUUGACCAUGUGAAGUUGCAGUGUGACAGGCAGCUGACCCUACAACACAAAGAACAUGAAAAAAAACUACAGUUGAUACUGCAUCAUUUCAAAGAUCAAGAUAGUGAAGGUAUGUCAGAAACUUUGAAAGCAUAUGAAGUAAAAGUCCAGCAACUGGAAAAAGACUUAUUCUUCUAUAAGAAAACAAGCAGAGAAUUGAAGAAGAAGUUGAAGGGCCUAACUGGAGAGUCAUCCCAUCAAUUAUGGGCAGCCACUAAGUAUAACAGUGCUGAUGACAAAGCAUCUGGCCAAGAUGAAGCAGAAGUUGCUUCUGAAGAAUUCAAGUCAACACUUAACCCUGAAACCAACAGUCAACCAGGGAAAAUAAAAGCAACAGAUAGAAGUAUUUUAAGAGCACAGCAGAAUUUACACAACCUUGGAAAAGAAGUUUCAGAAUUUGGGUGCAACAAAGAAUGCUUGUCAGGCACUAGUGAUGACAAAAUAGGAACAGGUGAAGCUCAGCCUUUAAAAUCAUGUCCUCACCUACCUUCUGUCACCCAGAGAAGAGAGACCAUAACACAGUUUCAAAGAGUAACUCCAGUAAAGCUAUCUCGCCGAGAGCUACGUCAUAUUCCUCCCUCUGAACUACCUUUGAGACGUUCAAGCCUUGGAGUUGGUGUCAGUCUUAUUGCUGCAGAUUCCAUCGAAAUAGACAAAAAGUCCAGUGUUUCUGAGUAGAUUGCAAAAUAUUUCAUUCUAAACCACUUAACAUGUGAAAUGAUUGUUUCUUUCAUAAUUAUACCUAGUUAUUACUUAUUGUUUAGCUGGGCUGUGAAAUAAAGAUGAGGAUCUUGUUUGAUUGUU
Messenger RNA from Neopsephotus bourkii (Bourke's parrot), 4552 nucleotides. RefSeq names its product kinesin family member 27 (gene KIF27). The record is from RefSeq and is a predicted model, not a curated record. Gene Ontology annotation, molecular function: microtubule binding; microtubule motor activity; ATP binding. The transcript has 18 exons. Gene Ontology annotation, biological process: mitotic spindle organization; microtubule-based movement. Bases 230 to 4426 code for a protein of 1398 amino acids. Lineage: Eukaryota; Metazoa; Chordata; Aves; Psittaciformes; Psittacidae.